Messenger RNA from Cinclus cinclus, 2083 nucleotides. It is a transcript of the gene SLC25A13, whose product is annotated as solute carrier family 25 member 13. The coding region runs from base 22 to 2049 and encodes 675 amino acids. Gene Ontology annotation, molecular function: L-glutamate transmembrane transporter activity; calcium ion binding; L-aspartate transmembrane transporter activity. The transcript is spliced from 18 exons. NCBI's taxonomy places the organism in Eukaryota, Metazoa, Chordata, Aves, Passeriformes, Cinclidae. Gene Ontology annotation, biological process: aspartate transmembrane transport; malate-aspartate shuttle; L-glutamate transmembrane transport. The record is from RefSeq and is a predicted model, not a curated record.
GGUGGCCGCGCCGGGCACAGCAUGGCUGCCAAGGUGGCUCUAACCAAAAGAGCUGAUCCAGCUGAGUUGAAAACAAUAUUUUUGAAGUACGCAAGUGUGGAGAAGAAUGGAGAAUUCUUCAUGUCUCCUAAUGACUUUGUCACACGGUACCUGAAGAUAAUUGGAGAUGAUUUGCCUAAUGCAAACACAGUGCAGCUCCUUGCAGGUGUGGUGGAUCAGACAAAAGAUGGGUUGAUAUCCUUUCAAGAGUUUGUGGCAUUUGAAUCAGUCCUGUGUGCUCCAGAUGCAUUGUUCAUAGUAGCCUUUCAGCUGUUUGACAAGACUGGCAAAGGAGAAGUUACUUUUGAGGAUGCUAAACAAGUUUUUGGCCAGACCACGAUUCAUCAGCACAUUCCUUUUAACUGGAAUUCAGAGUUUGUACAGCUGCAUUUUGGAAAGGAUAGAAAAAGACACCUAACAUACCCGGAGUUCACUCAGUUUUUACUGGAGAUACAGUUAGAACAUGCAAAACAAGCCUUUGUACAGAGAGACAAUGCUCAGUCUGGAAAAGUCACAGCUAUGGACUUCAGGGACAUUAUGGUCACUAUCCGGCCACACAUGCUGACACCAUUUGUAGAAGAAUGUCUAGUAGCUGCUGCUGGAGGUACCACUUCCCAUCAGGUCAGCUUUUCCUAUUUUAAUGGAUUUAAUUCUCUCCUUAACAACAUGGAGCUCAUUAGAAAGAUCUACAGUACUCUGGCUGGAAAUAGAAAAGAUGUGGAAGUCACUAAGGAGGAGUUUGUUCUGGCAGCCCAGAAGUUUGGUCAGGUUACACCCAUGGAAGUUGACAUCUUGUUUCAGUUAGCAGAUCUUUAUGAGCCAAGGGGGCGCAUGACGUUAGCUGAUAUUGAAAGAAUCGCUCCUCUGGAGGAAGGGACAUUGCCCUACAACCUGGCUGAGGCUCAGAGGCAGAAAGCUUCAGGCGAUGUGUCUCGACCUGUUCUCAUCCAGAUUGCAGAAUCAGCAUAUAGGUUUGCCCUGGGUUCAGUUGCUGGAGCUGUUGGAGCCACUGCAGUCUACCCAAUUGAUUUAGUGAAGACUCGCAUGCAAAACCAGCGUUCUACAGGUUCUUUUGUGGGAGAACUUAUGUAUAAAAACAGCUUUGAUUGUUUCAAGAAAGUGCUACGUUAUGAAGGUUUCUUUGGGCUUUAUCGAGGUCUGUUACCACAGCUGUUAGGAGUAGCACCAGAGAAGGCCAUAAAACUUACUGUUAAUGAUUUUGUGAGAGAUAAGUUUAGGACUAAAGAUGGAUCUGUCCCGCUGGCUGCAGAAAUUCUUGCUGGUGGCUGUGCUGGAGGUUCUCAAGUAAUCUUUACCAAUCCACUGGAAAUUGUCAAGAUUCGAUUGCAGGUGGCUGGAGAAAUUACUACUGGUCCACGAGUUAGUGCCCUCAGUGUAUUAAGAGACUUAGGUUUCUUUGGUCUUUACAAGGGUGCUAAGGCAUGUUUUUUGCGUGACAUCCCCUUCUCUGCCAUUUACUUCCCCUGUUACGCUCAUUUGAAAGCUUCAUUUACAAAUGAAGAUGGGAGGGUUAGCCCUGGAAAUCUGCUCUUGGCUGGAUCAAUAGCUGGUAUGCCUGCAGCCUCUCUGGUCACCCCUGCAGAUGUGAUCAAAACAAGGCUACAGGUGGCAGCCCGAGCAGGACAGACCACCUACAGUGGUGUUGUGGACUGUUUUGCCAAGAUCCUGCGGGAAGAAGGUCCAAAGGCUCUCUGGAAAGGAGCAGGAGCUCGUGUAUUUCGAUCUUCUCCUCAGUUUGGUGUAACUCUGGUGACUUACGAGCUACUGCAGAGAUGGUUUUAUGUGGACUUUGGAGGAGUAAAACCAGCUGGAUCAGAGACAGUUCCUAAAUCUAGGAUCACGCUCCCCGCUCCUAACCCUGACCAUGUUGGUGGUUAUAAAUUGGCAGUUGCCACUUUUGCAGGGAUUGAAAACAAGUUUGGACUUUACCUACCUCGAUUUAAGCCAUCGCCACCUACCUCAAAGGCUGCUGCAGCAGUAGGACCCUAAGUUUAUUGCUGUAGGGUUUUUGUUAUUAGUUGGG